CAAUCAGCGGGUAAAUCUUCCACUGAAUUUGAAGAAGAUUCUUCCAUGUUCGAUCUGAUCCGGCUCCAGAUAUCGAGAGUUGAAUUGCCUCGAAACAGCUCGAUUUUAAUCAGAGACGCGCGACCGAGAGAGAUAGAGAGAUUCGAAGCUGCGUGGACCGUCCGAUUGACUAUGUGAAGUCUGAUUUACGGAGGCGAAUGGCGGGAAAAUUGACUUGAGGCGCGAUUUACUGUGUGGAUCCAAAAUGAAGAAGAAGGUGUCGCAGCAGAAGUUACUGUACAGAUGGAAGAGGAAGGUAUACGCCACGUUGAUGUUCGCUUUCUGCUUGGGGACUUUCGUAUUUAUCCAAGCUCGUUUCGCAUUUAUCCAAGCUCGUUUCAAUGGAAUCACUGCGUCUCUCGAUUCGCUGAAGAAGCCUCGUCUCGAUCAGAAAUCACAGAUUGCCUUCCUAUUCAUUGCCCGGAAUCGCCUCCCUCUCGAGUUUGUCUGGGAUGCAUUCUUUCAGGGUGAGGAUGGCAAGUUCUCAAUAUAUGUUCACUCUAGACCUGGAUUCGUUCUCAGCGAGGCUACAACGCGAUCCAAGUUCUUCUUGGAUCGGCAAGUUAAUGACAGUAUACAGGUUGAUUGGGGUGAAUCGACCAUGAUUGAAGCAGAACGUGUAUUGCUCAGACAUGCACUUAGAGAUCCAUUUAAUCACCGCUUUGUUUUUCUUUCUGAUAGCUGCAUACCUCUGUACAGUUUCGGCUACACAUAUAACUACAUCAUGUCAACACCUACUAGUUUCGUUGAUAGCUUUGCAGAUACAAAAGAUAGCCGUUAUAAUCCUAGAAUGAAUCCCAUUAUUCCUGUUCAUAACUGGAGAAAGGGAUCACAGUGGGUCGUUCUUAAUAGAAAACACGCAGAUAUUGUGGUGAAUGAUACCUCCGUCUUUCCUAUGUUUCAGCAGCAUUGCAGGAGAAAAUCACUUCCAGAGUUUUGGCGAGAUCGUCCUGUACCAGCUGAAGGUUGGAAGGAACACAACUGUAUACCUGAUGAGCACUACGUUCAGACAUUGCUAUCUCAAAAGGGUGUGGAUAGCGAACUCACACGCCGAUCACUGACACACUCAGCUUGGGACCUUUCUUCCUCUAAAAGUAAUGAACGUCGUGGAUGGCAUCCUAUGACUUACAAGUUUUCUGAUGCUACUCCUGAUCUUAUACAGUCUAUUAAGGGAAUCGACAAUAUCAACUACGAGACUGAAUACCGGCGAGAAUGGUGUAGCAGUAAAGGUAAACCGUCGCCGUGCUUUCUCUUCGCCAGGAAGUUCACUCGUCCCGCCGCUCUCCGCCUCCUCCGUGAAUCUAUCUUGUUAGAGGACAAAGAGCAAGACAAUUAAGUAGAUCCUUCACCAUUCAUAGCAUAUAUUACACAUAGGUACGUAAGAUUACCAAGAGUUAUUAUGUUUGUACUAUUUGUGAUUUCAUUUGUAAUACAAUAGAUAUCGAAUUUACAU
Messenger RNA from Arabidopsis arenosa, 1492 nucleotides. Lineage: Eukaryota; Viridiplantae; Streptophyta; Magnoliopsida; Brassicales; Brassicaceae. The record is from the annotation of a GenBank genome assembly.